AUGCGUUUGUUGAGAAGAGCCCGCACAUUCAGAGGUGAAUCUGGUUGGCAUCGUGGGAUCAAGAGGAUUUAUUCAAGAAGGAACAAAACUGAUCCUUUCGACCUGGAUGCUGAUAUUGAUCUCCCUUCUACUCAAAAUCCUGCAGACUUAUUCAGCAUUGAAGAUCUAGCUGCUCAGCAAAAAAUCGAACAGGAUUAUACUGUAUCUGCUAGGGAGUACUAUUACUAUCAGCUACAAAUAAGAGACAAUGAUGAUUCUAUGUUGCUUCAUACUCUCAGACUAUUUCAGCAGUUUGUUGUUGGUACCUACAUAAAAAUUGAAACAUCUAGGCUAGACUUUCACAGGAAGAAGCAAACUGAAAUUAGAACUGAAGUUCUUCAGGGGGUGAUAGAUAGUGUUGCUAUAGGCCAGACACGAGGGUCUACAGUCGGCCGCCGAACAAUAUUGCCUUCUUCUUUUAUCGGCGGCCCAAGGGACAUGAGGAGAAGAUAUCUUGAUGCAAUGACCUUAGUUCAGAAAUAUGGCAAGCCUGACAUAUUCCUUACCAUGACUUGCAAUCCGAUGUGGCCGAAAAUCCAACAAAACCUUCAGUACUAUGAAAAACCACAGGAUAGGCCUGAUUUGCUAGCUAGAGUGUUUAGAGCUAAGUUUGAAAUGUUAAAGGUUGAGCUCCUUAAGAAACAAAUCUUCGGAGAGGUUGCAGCCUGUGUCUAUGUUAUUGAAUUCCAAAAACGUGGCUUUCCGCAUGCUCACUUGCUGCUCAUUCUUAAACCAGGAUCCAAGCUAUUGAAUCCCGAAUCAUAUGACAGAAUUGUUUCUGCCGAGAUUCCGGACCCUGACAAGAAUAAGCAUUUAUAUUCCCUUGUCAUUAAGCAUAUGAUCCAUGGACCCUGUGGUGAAAAAAAUCAGCAAAGCCCCUGCAUGAGGAGUGGUAGAUGCAAAAAUCAGUACCCAAAGAACUUUGCACCUUAUACAGUUCAUGGUGAGGAUAGCUAUGCAUGCUACAAAAGAAGAGAUGAUGUCCGAAAAAUAAAGGUCCGCAAGCAUGAGCUUGACAACAGAUGGGUUAUACCUUACAACCCAUACUUAUUAGCUUUAUUUGAUUGCCACAUGAAUGUUGAAGUCUGCUCCACUGUUAAACUUGUUAAGUACCUUUAUAAAUAUAUUUUUAAAGGUCACGACCUUAUCAGUUUUAGCCUUCUUGACCAAGGAUCUGUUGGUAACAUUGAUGAGAUUACUCGGUUCCAGCAAGGUCGUUGGGUUUCACCUCCGGAAGCUUUGUGA
This is a messenger RNA of Coffea eugenioides, 1284 nucleotides long. RefSeq lists its product as uncharacterized. Bases 1 to 1284 code for a protein of 427 amino acids. The record is from RefSeq and is a predicted model, not a curated record. Lineage: Eukaryota; Viridiplantae; Streptophyta; Magnoliopsida; Gentianales; Rubiaceae. The transcript is spliced from 3 exons.